GAAAAAAAGUGUUGAAGGAUUGUAAUUAGUUUUUUUCUCGUUUUUGGUUACCAAAAAAAAAAAAGUAAUUAAAUUACAUGAUAAAUCCAUCUUUAUUUCAUCAUUCAUUGAUUGAUUGGUUUUUGUGUAGUUACACAAUUACGAAACACACACACACACACACACAUGAUAACUAAUACAACCUGCCAAAUACAAGUGAUAUCAAUUACAAAUCUAGUGAAAAAAAAAAAACUUACGCCUUCAAGAAAAAAAAAAUCCAAAAGGAUUGUUGUCGCAUCAAUUAUUGUCGUCGUCGUCGUCGUGUUCGUCAUCGUUGUUUUAAUUUCUUCAUAGGUGGUUUGUUGGGGGCAUAUGUUGUAUAAUGCAAGCAAUCAAAUGUGUAGUCGUUGGUGAUGGUGCUGUAGGUAAAACAUGUUUACUCAUCAGUUAUACAACGAAUGCAUUUCCCGGUGAAUACAUUCCAACAGUGUUCGAUAAUUAUUCAGCAAACAUAUUGGUGGAUGGAAAACCAAUCAAUCUAGGCCUAUGGGAUACAGCUGGCCAAGAAGAUUAUGAUCGAUUACGGCCAUUAUCAUAUCCACAAACGGUAAACACACAUAACUUUUAUUUUGUUUUUUUCUCUUUGUUUAAUGUUGAAAAAAAAACAAAAAUUUUUCCAUUUGUUUUUAUUAAGGAUGUAUUUUUAAUUUGUUUUUCAUUGGUAAAUACGGCUUCAUUUGAAAAUGUACGUGCAAAAUGGUAUCCAGAAAUAAGUCAUCAUUGUCCUAAUACACCAAUAAUAUUGGUUGGUACGAAAUACGAUCUACGUGAAGAUCCAGUACAGAUUGAAAAACUUAAAGAACGUAAACAGGCACCAAUUUCUUAUGCACAAGGUUUAGCAUUAGCUAAAGAAAUUGGUGCCAUAAAAUAUCAAGAAUGUUCAGCAUUAACACAACGUGGAUUGAAAUCGGUGUUUGAUGAAGCAAUUCGUGCUGUACUUUGUCCACGGCCAAAACAAAAAUCCCGAAAAGCAUGUACAAUUCUAUAGAGAGAGAGAGAGAGAGUGCAAAAAAACCCUGCUAAUAUACAACAUUUGAUAUAUCGAUAAAAAAAACCAACCAACGGAAGAAAGAAUCUGAAUCAUUAUUCUCCUAAUAGAAACAAGAACACCUUGAAUAUAUUAUAUUAUUAUCAUUAUUUAUCAGCAUGUGAAAAUAACAAAAUAAAAUCUUCAUCCAUGCAGAGAGA
Dermatophagoides farinae (American house dust mite) is the source of this 1227-nucleotide messenger RNA. The record is from RefSeq and is a predicted model, not a curated record. Lineage: Eukaryota; Metazoa; Arthropoda; Arachnida; Sarcoptiformes; Pyroglyphidae.